This is a messenger RNA of Rhincodon typus (whale shark), 5582 nucleotides long. It is a transcript of the gene trpm3, whose product is annotated as transient receptor potential cation channel, subfamily M, member 3. NCBI's taxonomy places the organism in Eukaryota, Metazoa, Chordata, Chondrichthyes, Orectolobiformes, Rhincodontidae. The transcript is spliced from 25 exons. The coding region runs from base 81 to 5000 and encodes 1639 amino acids. Gene Ontology annotation, biological process: monoatomic cation transmembrane transport; protein tetramerization. Gene Ontology annotation, molecular function: monoatomic cation channel activity. Gene Ontology annotation, cellular component: membrane. The record is from RefSeq and is a predicted model, not a curated record.
ACUAUGCUUGCAGUACAGAGGUGGCUCUCCUAUUUCUUCCUAGCCUAAGCAGGACCCCUGCACCAAGAGUGCUGGGAAGUAUGCGAGUGAGUAAGAAGAAGUGGCGGAGCCCGGGCGAGACGGAGAAAGGGCGCAGUGUGCGAGAGGAGGGCGCCGAGAGGAGAUCCAGCCGGGGGAAAUUCGCCGAGUCCUGGAAGAGGUUGAGUUCAAAGCAGAGCUCGGUGAAGCGGUCUGGCCUCCAGUCACAACAACAGCAGCAGGCUCAGAAAUCAUGGAUAGAGAGAGCAUUUUGCAAAAGAGAAUGUGUCCACAUAAUACCGAGCACCAAAGACCACCAUAGGUGUUGUUGUGGUCGACUCAUGGGUCAACAUGUUGGAUUGCCUCCAGUCAUUUCCAUCAGUCAGAAUGAAAGUAUUGAAAGCAGAAUUACAAAGAAUGAUUUGCACUCGGAGAAGUGGUCCAUCAGCAAACAUACCCAGCUCAGUCCAACAGAUGCCUUUGGGACUAUUGAAUUCCAGGGAGGAGGGCACUCCAAUAAAGCCAUGUACGUACGUGUUUCAUUUGACACAAAGCCUGAUCUCCUCUUACAUCUAAUGACAAAGGAAUGGCAGCUGGACCUCCCGAAGCUAUUGAUCUCCAUUCAUGGAGGCCUCCAAAACUUUGAACUCCAACCCAAACUCAAGCAAGUAUUUGGGAAAGGUCUAAUUAAAGCUGCUAUGACAACAGGGGCUUGGAUAUUCACUGGAGGUGUGAACACAGGGGUCAUUCGCCAUGUAGGAGAUGCACUGAAGGACCAUGCUUCAAAGUCCAGAGGAAGAAUCUGCAUUAUAGGCAUCGCUCCAUGGGGAAUAGUGGAGAAUCAAGAGGAUCUGAUUGGAAAGGACGUGGUCCGGCCAUAUCAAACAAUGUCCAACCCCUUGAGCAAGCUGACCGUGCUGAACAGCAUGCAUUCACAUUUCAUCCUGGCAGAUAAUGGCACAACAGGAAAAUAUGGAGCAGAAGUGAAGUUGAGGAGGCAACUGGAAAAACACAUUUCCCUGCAGAAGAUUAACACCAAGAUGGGAGUAGGGCUUGAGGUGGGAGGAAUUACUGUCUUCAGAAUGGGAUCAGAGGGACAUCAAGACAUUGAUCUAGCCAUUCUAACAGCUCUCCUGAAAGGAGCCAAUGCCUCAGCACCAGACCAGCUCAGCUUAGCUUUGGCCUGGAACAGAGUGGACAUAGCUCGCAGUCAAAUAUUUAUUUAUGGACAACAGUGGCCGGUGGGCUCCCUGGAGCAGGCCAUGCUCGAUGCUCUAGUUCUGGAUCGUGUAGACUUUGUGAAGUUGCUGAUUGAGAAUGGGGUGAGCAUGCAUCGCUUCCUCACCAUCUCCAGGCUUGAGGAACUCUACAACACAAGACACGGUCCACCAAACACUUUGUACCAGCUCGUCAGGGAUGUUAAAAAGCGGGAAUAUCAAGCUUUCAGCUGGAUCUAUUUUCAGGGGAAUCUCCCUCCUGACUACAGGAUAAGUUUAAUUGACAUUGGAUUGGUGAUUGAAAACCUGAUGGGAGGUGCAUAUCGUUGCAAUUACACUCGGAAAAGAUUUCGAACUCUGUACCACAACUUGUUUGGUCCAAAAAGGCCCAAGGUUCUGAAACUGCUGGGAAUGGAGGAAGAGCCUCCCAUGCGAAGAGGCAGGAAGACAACAAAAAAAAGGGAGGAAGAUGUGGACAUUGACUUGGACGAUCCUGAGAUUAAUCACUUCCCCUACCCUUUCCACGAGCUGAUGCUCUGGGCUGUCCUGAUGAAGCGGCAGAAGAUGGCACUAUUCUUCUGGCAGCACGGCGAGGAAGCCAUGGCCAAGGCUCUCGUCGCUUGCAAGCUCUGCAAAGCCAUGGCCCAUGAAGCCUCAGAGAAUGACAUGGUCGAUGAUAUCUCACAAGAAUUAAACCAUAACUCCAGGGAGUUUGCUCAGCUUGCUGUCGAGCUCCUGGACCAGUCGUACAAGCAGGAGGAGCAGAUGGCUAUGAAGCUGCUGACCUAUGAGCUGAAGAACUGGAGUAACUCGACCUGCCUGCAGCUGGCUGUAGCAGCUAAGCACCGAGAUUUCAUUGCUCACACCUGCAGCCAAAUGCUACUCACUGACAUGUGGAUGGGGAGGCUCCGAAUCCGCAAGAACUCAAGUCUGAAGGUUAUUCUGGGCAUCUUGCUGCCUCCAUCGAUCCUCAGCCUGGAAUUUAAGAACAAGAAUGAGAUGUCGUAUAUGCCACACAACCAAGAGUCAGUCUUGCUGGGGAAGGAAGUGGAAGAGCCAGAGAAACCUGUCAAAGAAAAGGAGGAGGAAGAUAUGGAGUUCACAGCAAUGCUGGACGGGGUGAAUGGAGAAUCAGUUCGAAAGAAAAAUGAAGAGGAAGUACCGACUGUACAUCGAAUGAUUCCCUUUGGAAGAAAGAUUUAUGAAUUUUAUAAUGCUCCAAUCGUCAAGUUCUGGUUUCACACGCUGGCAUACUUUGGCUAUCUGAUGCUUUUUAACUAUAUUGUCUUGGUGAAGAUGGAGCGAUGGCCGUCAGUGCAAGAAUGGAUUGUCAUUUCUUAUAUCUUCACACUCGGCAUAGAGAAGAUGCGAGAGAUCCUGAUGUCAGAGCCUGGGAAAUUGUUGCAGAAGGUGAAGGUCUGGCUGCAGGAAUACUGGAAUAUCACGGAUCUCAUGGCUAUUCUGCUGUUUUCUGUUGGGAUGGUGCUACGCCUGCAGGAGCAGCCGUACAUGAGCUAUGGCCGGGUUAUCUACUGCGUCAACAUCAUUUACUGGUACAUUCGCCUAUUAGACAUCUUCGGGGUCAACAAGUAUCUGGGGCCUUAUGUCAUGAUGAUUGGAAAAAUGAUGAUUGACAUGAUGUAUUUUGUGAUCAUCAUGCUAGUGAUAUUAAUGAGCUUCGGAGUAGCGCGACAAGCAAUUCUUCACCCCAACGAAGACCCUUCCUGGAGGCUGGCGAGAAACAUUUUCUACAUGCCCUAUUGGAUGAUCUACGGAGAAGUGUUUGCUGACCAGAUUGAUCCUCCAUGUGGGGCUGGUUUGACAGAAGAUGGUAAACCUCUGCCACCUUGCAUAACUGGAGCAUGGAUCAUUCCAGCUAUAAUGGCCUGUUAUCUCUUAGUUGCAAAUAUUCUGUUGGUGAAUCUCCUCAUAGCAGUGUUCAACAACACAUUUUUUGAAGUGAAAUCGAUUUCGAACCAAGUUUGGAAGUUUCAAAGGUACCAGCUGAUUAUGACCUUCCACGAGAGACCUGUUCUGCCUCCUCCACUAAUCACUUUCAGUCACAUGACCAUGGUCUGCCAACUCAUUUGCUGCCGCUGGAGAAAGCAGGAGACUGAACAGGAGGAUAAAGAUUAUGGACUUAAACUCUUCAUCACUGAAGAUGAACUAAAGAAGCUGCAUGACUUUGAGGAGCAGUGCAUAGAGGAGUAUUUUCGAGAAAAGGAUGAUAUGUUCAACUCUUCAAAUGAUGAGAGAAUCAGGGUCACUGCUGAACGAGUCGAUAACAUGUCGAUGAGGCUGGAAGAAGUGAACGAAAGGGAACACUUCAUGAAGGCAUCCCUGCAGACCAUGGAUGUCAGACUGGCACAGCUGGAGGAGGUGACAGGACGCAUUGCAUCAGCCUUGGAAAAGCUGGUUGGCAUGGACAAGGGAGAGGCAGGCAAGGUGAGAUCCAGGACCUCCUCGGACUGCACUGACACGGCUUACAUCCUGAGGCAGAGCAGCUUCAACAGCCAGGAGGGCAACAACUACAAACUCCCAGAAUGUGGGGAGCAGGCCGGAGAGGAGCCCAUGUCGCCCACAUCGCCCACCAUCACACCAAGGAUGAGGAGCCACUCCUUCUACAUGGUGAGCCCCAAGCCGCAGGUCGGGAUGGAGCAGAAUGAGUUCCCCUUCAAGGAGAGGUCCCUGAGCUUACAGAGGACCAGCAGCUCGCAAAUGAUGGCUGUGGUGAAGGAGCUGAGACCCGGGCCACCCCCUGACCCUGACCCUGCCCCAGCUCCGGCAGCUGCCCCCCCAGAUGGGAAAAGGCCAUCGUCUUGUAUCGACAUCUAUGUCUCGGCCACUGAGAAGGAGGAGGAGGAGGAGGAAGAGGAGAUGGUGGAGAGUUCCCUGAAGGUGCCCACUGGGCUUGGGCCAUCUGAAAUGAUGGUGGUCAUGCUUGGCAGCCAGGGCUCUUCUCUGGUGUCCAGCCAGUGGCCAGAGGGGAGUGGGACAUACGAGGAGAUGUUUAUCUCAGAUGGCCUGGUGACAGUCCCAGAGAGUGUGCAGACAGCCGAAUGCCUACAGCAGUGGGAGACUGACCCUCCCAUGUACCACACUCUGGAGCGCUCUAAGAGCAGCCGCUACCUGGCCGCCUCCAGCAUCUACGCGGACGACUCGCCGAUGGUCAAGUCGCACAGCUUCGUCUUCCCGUCGCGGGGUUAUUACGGCUGCUGCCUGGGAGUUCCCGUCAAAACGACCGAGUACACCAGCAUCACCGACUGCAUCGACACCCGCUGCGUGUCCGCCCCGCCGCUCGGCAUCGAGCACCCGCACUUGUCCGGCGGCUCGGCCGGAUUGCACUCGGGCAGCCUGGACGAGGUGUGCGCCUCUCACCCGGAGAGAGAGGCCGAGCUGAGCCACCCGAGCUCGGAGAACGAGGAGAGCGAGGGGGAUGUCCGCCCUCCCCCAGCGGAGCCGCUCUGCAACAGCAACAGCGGCGGCGGCGUCCUGCUGUACGGCCCGGACAGCGCAUCCCCGCUCUCCCGGCUGGGGAGAGGGAACAGCUACACCGCCUCGGAGCCCAACGAGCUGGGCUCGCACGCCAGGAAGAGCUGCUCCAUCAGCGACAAACUGGACACCCAGUGGAACUCCCUCCGCACUGAAACCCCCUGCCAGCGCAGCCGCCCCUCCAAGCCGGACGAGGCCAUCUCCCUGAAGACUCUGUCGAGGACGACAGCUUUUCAAAGUUUUGACAGCAGCAAACAGCACAGCUUCACAUAAUUGCCGCUGCCUCCUCUAUUCUUUUAUUGUGGAUCAAAAUGUGUGCUCGUUUCCCCCCACCCUGUGAGAUUCAUUGGCGCCUAAAUGGUGUCCUGUUGGCCACCACCAUAAUCUUGUGUGUUUAAAACACUACCCAAGUGUGUGUAUGCCCUUGGCACAGUGUACUUCCUUGUCCUGAUAUUAAAGGAACCGUGUCACCAUGUGGGGCAGUGGAAUAAUAGUUCUAAACCUCUGGAAAUCCAGGGUGUUGGCAGGGGUGCCAAUUCCCUUAGCAUUACUGUCACUACACCAAACAACGCUUUUCACUAUAUUUGUAAUACACGUGACAAUAGAUUAAUCGAAUCCAAUCCAUGUCAGAUGCUGGAAGCAGCAAGGAAUCACCCUUCUGCCUCCCCUAUGCCUUCAACAGUGCCAGGUUAUUUAAAGGUUUCAGAAGUCAGGCCAUAGAAUCAUACAUUUAUAGCACAAGAGGAGGUUAUUCGACACAUCAUCUAGAGUCAUAGAGACGUACAGCACAGAAGCAGACCUUUCGGUCCAACUCGUCCAUGCCGACCAGAUAGCCGAAAUUCAUCAAAUCCCAUU